This is a messenger RNA of Cladocopium goreaui, 1743 nucleotides long. Lineage: Eukaryota; Dinophyceae; Suessiales; Symbiodiniaceae. The record is from the annotation of a GenBank genome assembly.
AUGAUUACAGCAAUUUCCAAUGUAUCACCAUCUAUCACCUCAGAAAUCCACCAGAAUUCCGGUGUUUUUUUUUUCCAUCGUCAGGUCUCAAGGACCCCACAGGUGGUGCUGGGCAGCGCAGUCACCGCAGUGCUGGCCGCGAGACGCUCCAAGGUACUGCAGGUCGCCAGGCGUGCUGGCUGGGCUCAACAACCGAGGCUACCGAGAAUCCGAACAGACCCGGAGGAAUCAGAGACAAACUUCGGCAGAAACAUAUUUCUCUCCACGGCGUUCUUGCUGAGCUCAGGGGCAAACAAGGUUCUACUUCGGAUCCUUCUUGUAAACGUGCACAAGUAUGCGUUCAUGCUUGGUGUCCUUACCAAUCUUCUUUACAUCACGGUCUUCGGCCUCCAGUUUCGCUACGAACUGAAGACCGCAGGAGAACAAGAUGAUGAGAGCCAAGCUGACUCCCUCAAGUUUGCCCUGAACGGACGUGGUCUGCGACUGCUAGCAGGUGCUGGAGCCUGCGAAGCUGCUGCUUUCGUGGGGUUGCCUUUGUGUGCUUCUCAACUGCCGGGCAGUUUGCUCCCAGUCAUGUCGCAAGGUUUGCUGAUUUUCAGCAUGCUUUUCAGCUGGUGGAUACUUGGAAAGCGUUAUGACCUGCUACAGGUCCGAAAAAUGAAUAUGAUGCUGGAUCCAAGAGAUGUCUUGUCAUCGAACCUGUCGCGAAUGUCUGAGUCCCAGCGCGACCUGACGACUCUGCUGGAGGACGCCAACAACAGAAAGACCGUGGACAAGGCUGAUACCAAGAUCCAUGGCAAUAUUUACACCUAUUGGGCCUUCCACGAUGUUCUGCUGCAACACAAGCUGAUACGAGCAGAGGGCUCCUCGAACAAAGUGCUGCAGGUGGGUAUCGUCUUUGUGAUGAUUGUCCAAAUCUUGGGCCCACCUGCUAUUCUGAUUUGGAGCGUGUAUGCUAUCAACUGGACAAAUGCGCGCGUAGGCCUUGGAAGCUGGGAAUAUAUUCCAGGAAGCUAUGAGAGAGGAGUCUCUAACUUUGCCUGUCAAGUUCUGGGUACUUUCUUCCUUUUCAUCUUCAUUUUGAAUGGCAUAUACGUCAUCCGGGACGACAAGCAGAAAUCCGAGAAGAUUUGGUAUGUAGUCAAAGUGUUUCAAAAGAGCAGCCACGGCACCGUAAAAAGGUUCUGGCUGCGAGCUGGUGCAAUGAUCAACAGUUGGUGCGUAGUGAUUUCAGCCAUUUGUAUGGCUCCUUGCUUUAUGCUCUCAAAGAGUCCAAAAGACAUCAUUUUCGAUGCCUUUGCGCUCUUAUUCCUGUUCAGAUUGGAUGAUGUCAAUGGUGAUCUGGGUUUUCUGGAAGAGCAGUGGGACUCGGAUCUCUUUGGCACGUUUUAUAACGACAUCCGAAGUCAAGAGGAAGAGCAGCGGAGGCUUGAAAAUGCUGAAGAUGGAUGCCAUGAUGGCUCCAGCAUUGCCAGUGACGAUGAAUGUGGCGAUGCCUGGCAUUGCAGUGUCUACACUGUGGCGAGACAAAUCCUGAUGAUUCUCUUGGUUUGUGUGCCUCUCUUCUAUGUCUUCGUGGAGGGCGCUGAGCCACGACACAUUCUGGACAGAAGAGAUGACUUGCACAACAAGAUCCAGGAGAUGUCGGAUGCCAUUGAAUACCUCAAGCACGAGUUGAAAAUUUCCAAAGAGGCCAAAAGCUGCGGCCAACUCUUUAACAGGGGCGGCACAAUCAUGGCAUGA